Molecule: messenger RNA, 1332 nt
Organism: Talaromyces atroroseus
Lineage: Eukaryota; Fungi; Ascomycota; Eurotiomycetes; Eurotiales; Trichocomaceae
Exons: 1
Coding region: 1-1332 (443 amino acids)
Molecular function (GO): pyridoxal phosphate binding; transaminase activity
Source: RefSeq, a predicted model, not a curated record
AUGGAGAACCUUUCACAAAUCGACAUCAAAUCACACCUUCACCCUUUCACCCCCAUCUCUGAAGACCGCACCCCAGGCCGCAUCGUCGACCAUGCCGAGGGUAUAAGAAUCCGUGACCAACAUGGUCGGACCUAUGUAGAUGCCAUAUCUGGUCUGUGGUGCGUCAACGUUGGUUAUGGCAACCGACAAAUCGCCGAUGCCAUCCAGCAGGCCUCUCGCACCGUGUCCUUUGCGCCCACAAUGUUCGGCGCCUCGAACGAAUACGCGACUCGACUCGCAGAUCGACUUCUCCGACUAUGUUCCGGGGCCAGCGGCAUGCGCAAGGUGUUCUUUGGCCACUCUGGCUCUGAUGCAAACGAGACGGCCUUGAAGCUUGCACGACUAUAUUUUCUGGCUUCGGGACAGCCAAUGCGUACCAAAUUCAUCUCUUGCUGGGACAGCUACCACGGCACAACGCUUGCAACGGCUAGUUUGUCAGGUCUUCCAGGGCACCAUCGCAAUUUUGCUUUACCAGACCCUUCUUUUCUGCAUGUCUCGGCACCUGAUGUGUUUGACGCUUUAACUCGGCGAGGAUUCUCCUCGGAGGAUGAUUACGUUGACUUCUUGGUUAAAGAGAUGGAAGAUACAAUCAUCGCCGCCGGAGGAGGUGAUAAAGUCGCUGCAUUCUUCGUCGAGCCGCUCAUGGCUGUUGGCGGUAUCCUGCCUCCACCGUCAAAUUACUUCCCCAGGAUCAAAGAGGUUCUCGACAGACAUGACAUCUUGCUCGUUAUUGACGACGUGGUCUGCGCCUUUGGACGGCUCGGGCAUUGGUUUGGCUGGGAGACUACCGGGGUACAGCCAGACAUGGUAUCACUAGCCAAGGGGCUCACAAGCGGGUGUGUGCCUAUGUCGGCUACCCUAGUCGGCGAGCGUGUCUGGUCGGUACUUGAACAGCAUCAGGAUCAGAUUGGCGUAUUUGGUCAUGGCUUCACCAUGUCUGGGCAUCCGGUGGCAGCUGCAGCGGCGUUGGCUAAUAUCGAAGUGAUUGAAAGGGAGAAUCUCUUGUCCAAAGGCAAGGACACGGGAAACGUUCUUCUGUAUACAGUCAGGAAUGCUACUCGAUACAUCCCCACAGUGGUUAAUGUAAGGGGACGCGGUCUCUUGGUGGGCAUAGAGCUGGCAGGCGUUCAGGCUAGCGAAGUGGCUCAGAAAUGUCUUGACCUGGGACUGAUAGUUCGUGCGAUUGUUGGUCGGAACACCAUUGCUUUGGCUCCUCCUUUAAUAACUAGCGAGGAUGAUAUCCUGAAGAUUGUUGGCACGAUUCGGAAGGUGCUGGUAGAAAGCAAUAUAUAG